AACCAUUACAAUGAAAUAGAGACGUUCCUGGCCUUACCACGUGUCUAUUUGUAAGUCACUCCUGUGCGAAUCAUUUGCCCUUCCUCGGAGGAGUGGGUUUAUUCUUCCGUGAAAAUACAAGACGAGCAAGUUUUUCACACUUGCACUUCAUGAAACUAUUGGCUUGCGACUGAAAUCCUCAAGUGAAAGCAAUUCAUGUUGGCCAUGGCACCGGAACAGCGGAUGAAGAGCGCCAAGCCGCAUUCCUGUGUGGGACGGAGCCUGAAAAGCUGGAAUAUCGGGGUAUUACCUGCAAGAUCAACUCUCCACAUGCAAGUUUACGCCUUAUUCUGCUGCGGCCGCUAGUUUGCGGUUUGAAAUGUGGACCGGACGACCGAUGCCGAUGGUAUGGAUUCGCAGCCAUGCGCCCAAGGUACAUACUCGUCGACCUCGCGGCGUACGUGAUAAUCGACCUCGCGGCGUACGUGAUCACCUUUUCCGGCGGUACAUGCCGACACCGCGCGAUAGCCGCUGAACGUGACCGACGUCGGGUUAGCGCAUAGAGGCCUGUAAAACGUCGCCGACGACAACCAGCACCAUAAACAUGCUGACGGCUUGCCUACGUCCAACAUAGCAGCGACGAAACGGCUUGCUGCGCGAAAGUUACGUAACGACGUAAUCAUUUUCGUAACUGACCGGUGCGUUCUUUAUCCACUGCGAAAAACGAUUAAUUAAAAGGUGAAAAACCUAUGCAAUCCCUGUUAUAAGUCAUAAUGCACAUAUGGAGAUGAUAAAAUGAAGUUUAUUGCACGUUGCUCUCGAGAAACCUGCGGUUGUUCUUGUUUGUAAAAAGAGUUCAUUCAAUAUAAAUAUGUUCUCAAUGUACUUGCAUUGCCUUUCAUUGAUACAGUGCAACAUAGAUUUCACAUUUACACUUGACAUCCAAAUUAGGCUCUAUGAUGCCCCUGAACUAUUCAGAAUUUUGACACCCAUGCUCUAAAUUGACCAUACUGUGGGUGUGAAUAAGUGUGAAUGGUCAGGCGGCAUCGGCGCCAGCUCACCAGCAACCUCUGUGAAGACGAGCUAUGCAGAAAAUUGUGGAUGGGUAAUAAAUGGGUUUUGCAUGACAAAAUGGGGCGAGUGAUCAGGUUUGAAGAGGUGAGUCUUUGGAUUGAAAUGUGUAAGUAGUGGCUUUCUGAUGUCCUCCGGGAGGGGGUUUCAGUGGGUUUUGAGGAGGGAUGGCGGAGCAGGUGAGGUUAUCGUACUGCUUUUUAGGUGAUGAGCAGGAAUUGAUAACGCUGUGUAUGUUUGAUAUUUUGGUCAAAGAUUCGAGGGAGAUGGGGGGGGGGGGGGGUCGGCAGCACUUAGGUGGUGAGGGUGAUGUCCCGGGUCCAGGAGAGGACUUUGGAUUUAUUGCAGUUUGGUUUGUGGAAGUGUGUGAUCAUUCAGGUUUUAACGUGGAAAGGCAAUUUUAGUUGAUAAUUUGGAGUAGUGCCGAGUGAGAUGCCUGGUUUGGUGGGGAUGGAAUAUUGAGGAGGCACGGUGGUAGAAGAAUGUCCAAGAGGCAAGGUGUACAGAAUGAACAGGUUAGCGGUUCAGCGCGGGUUGAAAAAAUUAUUGAUCUGAACGAUUGUGGCGUCCUGUGGGUAAAAGUUCAAUGGCACGGCAAUUGGAACAGUCUUUGGAGGCUUUGACAGAUGUAAUUGCUCUAAGUUGUUUGCGUUGUCCUUGAAAUGUCACUACUACAUCAUGCUGACAAGGAUUCAUCACCGCUGUCGGACAUGAUGUUAUGUAAUCCAUAUCCAUCCAUCUUCGAUAUAAACUGUGGCGUCGAAUGGCUAACGGCUCCAUAAAAUGAUUCAAAAUACAGAAAAACAAAAAUGAUACUUUUUUGCAGAAUUAACUCUUGCGUGACCGCCACAGUCUUUUUUCUAAUUGAUAAAUGACAAGCGCUUGGGAUCAAGAUCUGUAUUUCUCACCGAAACUGGAUCAAAAUGCACCCGAUCAGGCCAGAAUGCCACCCGAGGCUGAUGCUGCCCACUUUCCCCGUGGGGCCUCGUUUUUCCCAGCCAGCCACAAUGAUGACGGGCCCGAACAUGUACAAUGUACCGCAGCAGAUCAGACCGCCGGUGCACCUUAAUAGUCAUGCCGGUUUCCAUAAUCACAGUCAGCAGCAACUGCCGCAUCAAUGGCCUGUUCAAAACGUCCUCGGUCCCCAUCCUCAACAAAUGAUAAGGGCGCCAUCAGGCAUGAUGAUGACGCCCGGGGCCCCGCAGAUGGUACCUGUUGGUUUUAUGAAUGGAGAAAUUUUGUUUGAGCAGGUGCAUCCUUUAAUGUCUGCAGCUCCUCCGCAAAACCUCUUCACAACUAUUAACACGAGGAAGACUGAGCAUGUGCGGGAGCGACCCUACAUCAAGAAACCGCCGAAUGCCUUUAUGUUGUUUGCAAACAAGUACAGAGAAGUAGUCACCAUGCAACUGGAAAAGAGAGACAGUGCAUCUGUUCAUGUGGCCCUCGGAAAAAUGUGGAAGUUGCUCCCACAGGCGGACAGGGACAAAUACUAUGAAGAAGCGGAUGCGCAGAAACGGCGGCACGCUCAGCUUUAUCCUCGUUGGUCCACCUGUGAAAACUAUGGGAAACGCAGGAAGCGGCGAAAGAGUAAAGUACACACUGGUGUUCCAAAGGACACACCAGAUCCCGAAGGUGCACAUACCAAUAGCAUGUGCCUUUCGACAGUUCAAAAGGACAUCAUGGCAUGUGAUGAAUUGGACUCCUCUUCCGAAACAAUGCAUUACAACUCGCAGCCUCCUUCCGCCCUCAAUUCAGAAGAGUCCGUGGAAGCACUGAUUGAAGAAAAGAAAUUCAUGCAGAUGCCGUGCGGCAAAAAUGAACUUUCAAUUGCUCCCGAGGGGCAGCCUCAGGGAGAAACUCUUGAGAACGACCACGCACUGAAUCUCCUGGAUUGUAUGCUUCUUUCCCCCGCUUCUCAGAUUGAGCUUCAGAGUGUCGAAGAUGGCUUCCAGUUGUUACUGGAGCAUUUUGAGCCUCAGGGCCUGCCGUUGCUUACCGAAGCUGAGGAGUAUACCAAGCCCCUGGGCAUAGGGGAAUCGCAGCAGCUCAUCAUCAAGGUGUUCGAAGGUCCUACGCUGACGGGAAACAUAAAGGUAGAGACCCAGGUGGACCUGGCUGUGCAGGGUCACACAGUAACAGCCGGCCCCUCGAAGCCUCUCAACAAACCCAUCCAAUUAGCACUGGAGCAUCUUGACGCAAAGGAAGAGAUGCAACCACGCCUCAUCGCGCACUGUCAGACGCUGGUGGCAGAGACCAUAAAACAGGAGGUGCUCAAUCAGGUACCUCUGCGACUUCUUGAGGCACCUUCCCCCGCCGCACUCGGCGUUAAGGAAAAGACCCAAACGACGACGUCCGUGCAGAGUCAGAAAACAAAACAAGUAUUCAAUCCCCUCACUGUUCAUCAUCACAAAGCAGAGUCCUCCAGACUACUGAGUCAAGACACGGAGAUCCAAGCGCCAUCGGUGGACUUUGAGACUUCCGUUAGGAGUCAGAGUCAGAAAUUAGGGUCCAUCCAGUCGCUGAGUAAGGAAAAGCUCUCUGCACCAAUGCCGCAUGUUGAGACCCUGUCCGCUACAUCACAUUCAAGAGGUGGUGACCUCCUCCAGUGUCUCAGUUUUGGUGAUGAGCUACAAUUCUAGUUUAGUGGUGUCCUCCAGAUGAUGAAUCCUGAACAUCUGUCCUGUUUUCUCUUGUGAUGGGACAUCAAGGAACUCCUUUUUUUGAGGGGGGGAUCUUUUCUAGUUAAACCUCUCUUCCAAUAUCUGUAUCAACACAAUCCACAGAUUAAGCACACGCAGGUCGGCAUACCGCUAUUCCUUUUAAAAUUACAUUUUAGAAUUUUUUUUCCUUGGACACCAGCCGAGGCAGUGUGUUGGUUGUGCCAAAGUGAGAUGUACUUAACAGCUAAAGAAUCAUUGGCUCGGGGGUGAAAAUAAAUAUCAGUUUUCUGACGUAUUAUGGAUACUGUAUAGUAUACAAUAUGCCAGUAUCAAUUCUAUCGUGAUACUGUCACCUUCCGAUAUGAAGCCAUUUUUAAUACGUGAGAUGACACAUGAAUGUCUAAUCGACACAAUUUGCUACUUGGAAUUUGCCAUAUUUUGAGCGCAAAGCUACUUUUUUGAAUAAAGCAAGUUAAAAUACAUUGGGAUAAGUAACGUCAUGUAUUGCGCGACGAAAAGGACGGUUUUUGCUGAGAUUGAUUUUCAUGUCAAAAUCGAGCAUCUAACUCUGGAUUAGUUUGAUUUCUAUGUAAAUUGCUUCAUGUUCCUCAUGUAUGCUUCUUGGAAAUCAUAUAACCGUUUUAAAGCUUCUUGGAAUUCAUGUAACCGUUUUAAAGCAUAUACAUAUGGUGAUACAUUAUUACGGUAAUAUAAUGACAAAUAUGUAUUUUUGUAUCAAAUUAUCUAAUGUGUGCUUUUUUUGUGCAAACUGAUGGGACAAAAUGUCCACCCCAGGGAUGGCUCCAGGAUUCAUUUUUCCCCCCUUGGGAUUGAAACACGGCUGGGAAAAUAAUUUAGAAAUAUAUUUUAGAAUAUCAAAUACAGUGCUGGUGGGUCUGAACUGGGCUAAACAGUAUUCUACAUAGCCUCGGGUCCGGUAUCGUGCCACCCCUGAUCCAUCAGGGUCAACAAACACCUUAACCGCAAAACAGUUUCUUCCCUUCUAAUGGACUUCUAUAUAUUUGUCCUGCUGUAAUGUAACAAUGAAAAUGGAUUUACUGGUAGAAUCAACUUGUGUGUUUUGCUAUUUUUGAGUUUAUUUGACCAGUUUUCUGUAAAUUGUCUUGGUAUACUAUGUAUAUACUGUACACUCAUUUAUGUAACUCUGAAGAUGAAUGAACACGUGGAAUCAACCCUGCUGAAAUAAAAGUAAUUAUGAGAUGAGCCCACUCCAUGCUCCUUUUGUGUGACUAAAGUGACAAAUACUUCAGGCCCUUGUUUCCAUGAUGCUAUUAUUUUGUUAAUUUCCUAAAUCUCAUAAAUCGGGGGUUUGUGAGUCCUUUAUGAAAAAUGCCUAAUCAAUGAAAUUACCUAAUUCUCCUUUCUACUUACUGACAUCAGUGUUGGCAAAUUAAAACACGCACGGACUUUAUAUUAGCUCCUGAACGCACCACAAAGAGUCGGUGCGCUCCCGAAAUGCAACCGAUAUGAAACCUGCCACAAAUUUUUCCCGUUAUUUUUUUUUCUCUUCAUGAUGAAUAUUUUGUACAUGUAAGUUUUUGUGGCACUGCAAAACUAAACUUCAAUUAAGAGUACAGCAAUCAAUACGACAUAAUUUUACUCGUUUUAAUGAGCUGAUAAAACGUCCACAGUAACUGGUGACGGUGCUGCCCUCUGGUUGCUCUCUGGGCGCGUCAGAUACAGCCCACACACGUUCUAUUUCUCGUUCGUAUUACCAACGGUAACAGACAAGGAUAUUUCCGGAACGAUCACACAAGUAAUUUUAAAUAAUGGGGGCUUGACAGCUGUAGCGAGACAUGGCCACACCCACUCAGCCGUCGUCGACUAGUUGAAGCAUGAUUUUAAGCUGACAUGCGUUUAUAUUGAGGGUUUGGUGCGUGCGUAUCAGCAGUGUCUGCCCCAAUUGAAGCUUUGGUGGCCCAACCAACUUCUCCCCAAUUAUCAACCAUGUCGCCCAUUUUGCCAGACAAGUUCUUUACCAGAAUAAAGCUGCACAAUACUUUGUGCUGCUCAUCAUCACGGACGGCGUGAUAACAGACAUGGAUUUGACGCGCACGGCAAUCGUCGAAGCUUCUCGCCUGCCCAUGUCCAUCAUCAUAGUGGGUGUCGGAGGCGCAGACUUCCGCGAAAUGGAGUUCCUUGACAGCGAUGACAAACCGCUGCUUUCGCUCAGUGGCGAAGCCGCUGCACGGGACAUAGUCCAGUUUGUGCCUUUCAGAAAUUUCUGCGGAAACAGUGUGGCACUUACACACAGUGUCCUAGCGGAAUUGCCUGAACAAGUGUCGUCCUUCUUCAAUUCUUUCAAGUUGAAACCUCCGAACAUAAACAGUGAAUAAAAGUGAUCUGAGAUGCAGUAUGUUGCUUAAAAUGAA
Messenger RNA from Hippocampus zosterae (dwarf seahorse), 6103 nucleotides. RefSeq lists its product as uncharacterized. The transcript has 12 exons. Gene Ontology annotation, molecular function: DNA-binding transcription factor activity, RNA polymerase II-specific; RNA polymerase II cis-regulatory region sequence-specific DNA binding. Lineage: Eukaryota; Metazoa; Chordata; Actinopteri; Syngnathiformes; Syngnathidae. Gene Ontology annotation, cellular component: beta-catenin-TCF complex. Gene Ontology annotation, biological process: regulation of transcription by RNA polymerase II; canonical Wnt signaling pathway. The coding region runs from base 1974 to 3689 and encodes 571 amino acids. The record is from RefSeq and is a predicted model, not a curated record.